Messenger RNA from Dendroctonus ponderosae (mountain pine beetle), 1459 nucleotides. It is a transcript of the gene Ufm1, whose product is annotated as ubiquitin-fold modifier 1. Gene Ontology annotation, biological process: protein K69-linked ufmylation. The coding region runs from base 446 to 1438 and encodes 330 amino acids. Lineage: Eukaryota; Metazoa; Arthropoda; Insecta; Coleoptera; Curculionidae. Gene Ontology annotation, cellular component: nucleus; cytoplasm. The record is from RefSeq and is a predicted model, not a curated record. The transcript has 3 exons.
CGGGGGUUACUGUAUCACAAAGGACGCCAUGACGCCUACGUGGCUGUUACACCGUUGUCACGGCAAUUCAGUUCGAAUAAUUUUGCGCUAUUGCCAAAUCUAUAUUUUGCAGGUCGUAUGGUAUUUUGAUUAUUUUCGGUUAAUAAUUUUGCAAGGGCGUCGUACUCACGGCGAUGAAAGUGAAAUGGUGAAGGCUACAAUAACUUAGGUUAGGAAAACUGCCAAAACCAAACACGUAGCUUUUCACAACAAAAACUUCUAAUAAUAAAACAUCUGCUCUCAUCGAUUUUUCUUAAAGCUUUUAAACCAGUGUUCUAUUUCCCAAAGGCAAACCAAUGGCGUCGAAAGUUACCUUCAAAAUCACUCUCACCUCCGAUCCGAAGCUGCCCUUCAAAGUAUAGCGACUGCUCACUGAGGGAACCUAUCAUCAUGAGACCAGAACACAAUGAACGAAUCUGGUUCUCCUCAAGUAACGCAAGCCUUAAAGGCCUUUCAAAGGUUCCGGACUUUGUAUCAAGACCCGGCCUGGUGCAAACAGGCUAGCAGUGAGGAUAUAAAAUCGGCCUUCAAAUUGGGACAUUUCGUGGAGAAAAGCGUCGCAACUUUCAAGGAAAAGGGCUUUUUCCAACAGUUUUUGGCCCUUCUUUAUGUUUGUGAUAUUAACCGGGUAUGCAAGAAAGAUUUCUACGAGUUGGCGAGUGAUCAUUUGCUGACCAAGCUCUUCAAGAGUCCUGCAGCGACGGAAACUACUUUGGAUAUAGGAGUGAGGGUUUACACUUCCCUCUACCCGCAUGAGAGGUUUCAGAAGUGUCUCAGAGAAUGCAUUCUGAGUGCCAGUUCCAUGAGAACAAUCGCGGAAUUUGUGAGCGCGUCAGUGCCUGACCCUGACCAUCUCGAGAGUCUUCUGAUAGUGGAACAUUGGGUUCAAAAUAAGAACUUCAAAUCCGAAAUCGAGACUUACCUGUCUUUGUAUAACGUCGAGGAAAAACUCCCGAGGUUGGUCAGCAUUCUGGCGUUAAACACCGAAGUUCUGCAAAGACACAAGUUUGUCUCAGACUGCAUCUUGGAAUGUCUUCUGAAGCAGAUGUGCGACCGCAGCCUCAUGUCCAAGUUCUUCUGGCUCGCCCUCUUUAAGAAAGUGAACUUGCUUCACUUGGGGCAAGCUUGCAUCAAUUUCCCAACUCUGCUGGAAUCCCUGCUGAACUUCAUCGAAUACUUUGGCAGUUUGAUGAUCAAACAGCUCCAGUCCUGGACUACCAGUUCUUCAGUGUCAUACUGCCACGAAAUUUCCUAUAAGGAAUUAGUGACCCUUUUAACAGCCCUUUGUUCCCAUCAGGACUCUAAGCAUCUGAUAUUUGCCAAAUUGGAGCGCGCUCAAGAGUUCUCCAACGCCGACUUGUGGCUUGAGAUCGCUAAAGACAUUUCCCGUGUAGUUUAAGUGUGUAAAUAAGGCCUAACU